AUGAACCCCGCAUUGGGCGAAGCACAGGGCUUGCGAAUUGCCGUCGAGGGCUGCGGCCAUGGUACGUUGGAUGCGAUUUACGCAGCAGUAGGCAAAGCCUGCGAGGUCAGAGGAUGGGAUGGCGUGGACCUCCUCAUUAUUGGAGGUGAUUUUCAAUCAGUACGAAAUGCUUCCGACCUUACUGUAAUGUCUUGCCCUGUUAAGUAUCGAGAGAUUGGAGACUUCCAUGCCUACUACAGCGGUGCCACGAAAGCUCCAUACCUUACAUUAUUCGUGGGAGGUAACCAUGAGGCAAGUAGCCAUCUCUGGGAACUCUUUUAUGGAGGAUGGGUGGCACCAAACAUAUACUACAUGGGAGCUGCUAGUGUUGUCCGGCUAGGAGGAGUGCGCAUCGCAGGCAUGUCGGGGAUCUGGAAGGGAUACAACUUCGACAAGACACAUUACGAACGGCUUCCAUACAGUCAAGACGAUGUCAGGUCAAUCUACCAUGUCAGGGAAAUCGAUGUCCGGAAACUGCUUCAACUCAGUACCCAAGUUGAUAUUGGGAUCAGUCACGAUUGGCCCAAAGCGAUUGAGAAUUUCGGAAACUCAAAGGCACUGUGGCGUUCGAAGCCAGAUUUUGAACAGGAGUCGAGAGAUGGCACACUAGGAAGUAAAGCAGCUGCUAUGGUCAUGGACCGACUCAGACCUCCAUAUUGGUUUGCUGCCCACAUGCACUGCAAGUUUGCCGCUACGAAGACCUACGAAGAUGUGCCAAAGCCCAACGGUGCCCCAACUUUGGCUACGGCCCCAGCCCCGGCCCUAGCUCCAACUGUCGUUCAAAGUGCUCCCGCUUCUUUACAGCCAGUUGCGCCUGUAGUUACCCGAAAUUUAGACGAAAUCGACCUUGAUAUGGACGACGAAGAUGAGAUUCCGGCCCAGCCUGUUGCGGCGAGUGAAACCGCUACAGCUAAUCAAGAUGAGAUAUCUUUAGAUGAAGACGAAAUGAACGAUGCGCCUACUAUGUCUUCUGUUCCUUUGGAUGUUAGAGCCCAGUUGCCUGCGGCUUUCUCGAGACCAGGAGCUAAUCUGCACACACAAGCCGAAGAGCCAAUACCAGAUGGUAUCACAAACAAGACUGUUAGAUUCUUAGCGCUAGACAAAUGCCUACCUGGUCGGAAAUUUCUCCAAUUGCUCGAGGUUAGCCCACUGAACGCCAUUGAGAAGCCUUCGCUAUCGAAUGGGUCCAGAACAAAGCCAAAGUUUGAGUACGACCCGGAAUGGCUAGCUAUAACCAGAGUUUUUGCUUCGCACAUGAUAUUUGGGAACAAGAAUGCACGAAAUCCGCGUGAUAUCGGCGUGGCCAAUUACCGCCCCCUGAUCGAAAAAGAGCAAGCCUGGGUCGAGGAGAACAUCGUCAAGCAAGGAAGGUUGGGAAUACCAGAGAACUUUACUCUGACAGCACCUGCUUUUGUCGUCGGAACGCCAGAAAUCGUGGAUGAGGGACCCCGCGAAUACAACAAUCCCCAGAUGCAAAUAUUCUGCGAUCUAGUAGGCAUCGAGAACAAAUUCUUCGCUACGGAAGAGGAACGAGAAGACAGGAUGAGGAAUGGACCCCCUCCACCACAACCAGGGCAUGAUGGAGGUUUUGGUCGAGGCCGAGUCAGCCGUGGGGGUCGAGGUGGUGGAAGAGGCGGCGGCGGCCGGGGUCGAGGACGAGGGAGAGGUGGUGGCGGGAGGGGACGAGGUGGGGGCUGGUGA
Drepanopeziza brunnea f. sp. 'multigermtubi' MB_m1 is the source of this 1740-nucleotide messenger RNA. RefSeq lists its product as uncharacterized. The record is from RefSeq and is a predicted model, not a curated record. Gene Ontology annotation, biological process: mRNA splicing, via spliceosome. Gene Ontology annotation, molecular function: RNA lariat debranching enzyme activity. Gene Ontology annotation, cellular component: nucleus. NCBI's taxonomy places the organism in Eukaryota, Fungi, Ascomycota, Leotiomycetes, Helotiales, Drepanopezizaceae.